Molecule: messenger RNA, 2065 nt
Organism: Hevea brasiliensis (rubber tree)
Lineage: Eukaryota; Viridiplantae; Streptophyta; Magnoliopsida; Malpighiales; Euphorbiaceae
Product: probable inorganic phosphate transporter 1-9
Exons: 2
Coding region: 232-1830 (532 amino acids)
Biological process (GO): transmembrane transport
Cellular component (GO): membrane
Molecular function (GO): transmembrane transporter activity
Source: RefSeq, a predicted model, not a curated record
AAACAAAUCCAAAUUGUAUGUAUUAACUGAUUCGCAUCUUCUAUAGAAUCAUAGUCAAAAGUCCACGCUUUGUUUUUCAUCGAAAUUUCUCAUAGCUUACCUUCACAAAUAAAUUUCCUUUCUUCAUUUCUGUAUAUAAAAUUCAAAAACUCCAUUUUCAAUCGCUCCAACAUCAGAUUACCCAUUUUCAUUUCCUUUCCACUUUCCAACUUCUUAACAUCAGCAGCAACAAUGCCGUUAAAAGUCCUUUCUGCCCUUGACUCUGCAAGAACUCAGUAUUACCACUUCAAAGCCAUCAUCGUAGCAGGGAUGGGCCUCUUCACUGACGCCUACGAUUUCUUCUGCAUCCCUCCAAUUAUGAAACUUAUAGGAAGGAUGUACUACGAGGACAGGCCUGAACCCAACAAAUACGAAAUCCCAACCGGUGUAGUCGCUUUAAUGGUCAGCACCACCCUUCUCGGCACCGCAAUAGGUCAGGUGGUGUUCGGUAGACUAGGUGACCGAAAGGGAAGGCGCAGCGUUUAUGGAGUCGCAUUGAUGCUGAUGGUGUUGAGUUCUACGGGAUGUGGGUUUUCGAUAUGCAGGACCCGUAACUGCGUUCUGUUGAGUUUGGGAUUUUUCAGAUUCUUACUGGGUCUGGGGAUCGGAGGGGACUAUCCGUUAUCGGCGACAAUCAUGUCGGAGUUCGCGAACAGGAAGACUCGAGGGUCUUUCAUUGCGGGAGUGUUUUCGAUGCAAGGAUUUGGGAUCUUGGCGAGCUCAGCGGUGACCAUGGUGGUGUGCAAGAUAUUCUGGAUAGCAUCAAGGAAUUUGAACCAGGAUCAUACGCCUGAGGACGCCGAUAUUUCAUGGAGGUUGAUACUGAUGCUGGGUGCAAUUCCGGCGGCUCUCACUUAUUAUUGGCGUAUGAUGAUGCCUGAAACUGCCAGAUACACAGCCCUCGUGGAGAAUAAUGUCCUACAAGCAGCAAAGGACAUGGAGAAGGUAUUAGACGUUUCAAUGAGCCAAAUAGCAGAAGACGAGCCAUGGCCACAAGAUCGACCAACCUAUCCCCUUCUCUCCAGAAAAUUCUUUCGCCGCCACGGCCGUGAUCUCUUCUCUUGUUCUCUCAAUUGGUUUCUCCUUGACAUAGUCUUCUACAGCAGUAACCUCUUCCAGUCACAGAUUUACAGCCAGUUCCUUAAACUAAAUGAUAAGGACAACGUCUAUAAAGCAGCUUUCAAAAUCGCCCGCUUCCAAGCCAUCGUCGCAGUCUGCUCCACCAUUCCUGGGUAUUACUUCACUGUCUAUUUCAUCGAUCGUGUUGGAAGAAGGAAAAUCCAAAUCAUGGGCUUUCUCUUCAUGGGUAUAGUUUAUUUUGCCCUUGGGAUACCUUACCAUUAUUGGGGUCAGCACACUAACGGAGGUUUCUUGUUCCUAUAUGCACUCACUUUCUUCUUUGCCAAUUUUGGACCAAACACUACCACCUUUAUAGUCCCUGCCGAACUUUUUCCAGCUAGAUUUAGAUCAACAUGUCAUGGGAUUUCCGGGGCCAUGGGGAAGAUUGGUGCUUUGAUAGGGUCUCUUGGGGUUUUGUGGGCUUCAAAUAAAAAAGAUUACGAUAAUGAUCCAAAACCUAGAUCAAUGACAAUUGCAUUGGUGGCUUUGGGAGCGGUUUGUCUUCUGGGAAUGGUGGUGACAUAUGUAUUCACACCCGAAACCAUGGGAAGAUCAUUAGAGGAGAAUGAGAAUGAGGGUGAAGAUGAAGAAGAAGACAACGAGAAGCGUUUCUUCAGAUGUUUCGCUGGUGCUAAUGGACGCCUCAACUCAUCAGAAGCUAUUGCUCUUUAGAGAACUUUUUAAUCGCUUCCUUUCUGUCCAUACGACAUAUGUAGAUAGGUUUAGCCUUCAGCUUCUCCGUCUCCGCCUUCUAUAUGUACAUAUAUACUAGGCUUGCAGCAAUGAUACGAUGUUAUCUUUGUCAUGUUCUUUUGUUUUUUCUCCCCUCGAAGUAUCGUUUGUUUUCGUUGUAAUGUGCCAUAUGUUAUGGUUAAGGAACAGCAAGAUUGCUCCAUUUUAACUUGAA